AUGUCCGAGCAACUCACAACGAAGCAGGUCGCCGAGCACAACACGGUCGAGAAGGGCCUGUACAUCAUCGUAGACCAGGACGUGUACAAGCUGGACAGCUUCGUGGAGGAGCACCCCGGCGGUGCGAAGAUCCUGAAGAGAGUGGGUGGGAAGGAUGCAAGCAAGCAGUUUUGGAAGUACCACAACGAGAGCGUUCUCAAGAAGUACGGGCCGAAGCUGAAGGUUGGCACAGUCAAGGAAGAGGCGAAGCUGUAG
Molecule: messenger RNA, 255 nt
Organism: Ascochyta rabiei
Lineage: Eukaryota; Fungi; Ascomycota; Dothideomycetes; Pleosporales; Didymellaceae
Exons: 2
Coding region: 1-255 (84 amino acids)
Cellular component (GO): intracellular membrane-bounded organelle; membrane
Molecular function (GO): heme binding
Source: RefSeq, a predicted model, not a curated record